Molecule: messenger RNA, 2529 nt
Organism: Clarias gariepinus (North African catfish)
Lineage: Eukaryota; Metazoa; Chordata; Actinopteri; Siluriformes; Clariidae
Product: GTPase IMAP family member 9
Exons: 2
Coding region: 112-1425 (437 amino acids)
Molecular function (GO): GTP binding
Source: RefSeq, a predicted model, not a curated record
AAGAAGAAAGGCUGGGAGAGCGCGAGCACCAGCAGUCUGUUUGUAAGAAAUUAUUUUGUCCGUCAUACAACCUCAUACAGUUUGCCUUUCUACCCAAAACAGCAUCCAGAGAUGAGCUCUCAGUUCAGGAGCUCCACAAGUCCACAUGGAGCCGUCCAGUCCCCAGUAACUCAGCUGCGGUUGGUACUGCUGGGCAGAACAGGUUCUGGUAAAAGUGCCACAGGUAACACCAUCUUGGGUAGAAAAUGUUUUCCGUCUAAACUGAGCAUGGACUCAGUGACAAAGAAAUGCCAGAAGGAAUGUGGAGUAGUUCAGGGGCGGAGCCUAGCACUGAUUGACACUCCUGGUUGGUUCGACACCUCUCUCCAGCAAAGUGAGAUAACAGAGGAAGUGUUAAGAUGUCUGGUCAUGUCCUCACCUGGACCACAUGCAUUUCUGCUCAUCAUACCAAUCGCUCGUUUUACAGAGGAGCAGCAGCAGACUGUAGAGAUGAUUAGAACAGUUUUUGAGGAGAACAUCAGUAAUCACACGAUCAUCAUAUUCACCCAUGCAGACGAGCUGGAAGGACAGACAAUUGAGCAGUUUAUAUCAGAACAGGGCCAGAAAAUCCAGGAUAUUAUUGCACGGUUCGGUGGGCGUUAUUUGGCUUUUAACAACAAAAAUCCAGAAAACCAGGACCAGGUGAAAGAGCUCCUGGAGAAGGUGGUUGGGUUGCUGGAACAAAACGAGAACCAUCACUUCACCAACCAGGAAACGGAGACUGUAGUAAAGGCACUAGCGAUGUUGGAACAGAAAAGGCAAGAAAAAAUAGCUGAAUCAAUUAGGAAGGCCAAACAGGAAGUAAGGAAGAUUGCUGAACGUCGAAAGGCUGACAUCAGUAAAGGCCUGGAUGAGGAGAUGCAAGAGAUAGAAAGAUGCAGGAAGUACAGCCAAGGCAGAAUCGAUCAAUUAAUAAUUGACAUAAAAAAGGAAACUGAAAACAAGCAUGCAGAUUCAUGCAGGUUGCAGCGUCUGAACAGAUACCUGCAGAGAGAAAAUGAAACGCUAAAAAAUCUGGAGAAAGAGAAGCAGAUGAGGAAAGAGGACAGUAAAGAAGAGGAGCAAGAACUUGAAAAAUGGAUCAAGGAAGAGCAGCAGAGAAUAGAGAAAGAGGAGGAGCAAGAGUAUUUAAAAGAGGAUGAAAGCAAAUGGUAUAACAAUGAAAUAUAUUUCAGCAUUCUGAAGUUCGUUAUGGUUUUUUUGGGAGGAACUGGAAUUGGACUAGUGUUGGGACCUCUACUUUUUGUAACUGCACCCGUAGGACUUGCAGCAGAGUUAGCUGCACUGCUUGGACCAGAGCUUGCAGCCAUUGUGAUGGCAGCAGCUACAAAUGCAGGUCCUUUCAUAGCAGCAGCAGCAAAAGCAGCCCUUUGUUCCAUUCAAUAAUACAGCAGCUAAAACAUAAAUCAGUUUUAUCAUGCAAGUUUUGAAAAAUGUAAAAUUUUAUGUAUUAUAGAAUAAUCUGUAGCCCACAGGUUUAAAACAAAAAACCUCAAAAAAGGAAAAAAAAACUCACCUCUGUUUUUCUAAUAAAGGGGAAAAUAGACUAAUAAAGUCAAGGGCUUAAAGGUAGAUACUGAAAAAAAUAUCCUAACGAUCGGUAAUUCUUUAGCAAAUUGAGCAAGUGGGCUUUUCAACAUUCCUGAAUUUGGGCGAUCUUGAGAUUGUAAAAAAAUCAUAGGGAGAUCAUCAGGAAGUUUGUGAAUGUUCAGAACGACCAGAGCUCAUGGUCAUUCAAAUGGGAAUAAAUACAAUGGUCACCCUUGAUCACGCUCCCUAGUUGGACUACAGAGGUUCCUAGAUGGACAGAUGGAAGGACUGUGGUAGAGUUUGUAGUGCCACCUUCUGUUACAGUGCUGAAUCAAUCUCUUUUUUUCCCUCUUUCUCCUGAUUUCAUGUGCACAGUUUUCGUUGCAUUUGGCAUAUAGAGUGAUAUUUCUGGAAGAGAAAUAAUGUUACAACAAUAAGGAGACACACAAGCAAUUUGUGUACAUUUAAACUACAGUCUUUAUAUUUCUUUAUGUGUCUCAUGGUCUUCAACAAUAUUUGUAUUGGUAAAGGUUUUUUUUCCAUAUAUUUUUUUCUUGUGUAAAUUUAUUAAUCUCAUAUCCGAUGCUUAUAAAGCAUACAAGAAGGAAUUGUAUAAGUCAUAAUCUGUUUAUAUUGGCACACACUAAUCACAGUCAGUGUACCACUUGUAUACUUUGUCAUCUAGUACAAUGCUGCUCUGUCUUUAUGCUUUUCUUUAAUGUAGUAAUCAUACAAAUAUUCAUUUAACUAUUUACAGAAAAAGCAAUACAAUGACUAAAACUAAAAUUCUAAAUGCUUAUAUGUUUAUAUUCUACUAGUAGGUAAACAUUCUAGUAAUCAGACACAUAAGUGUGUUUCCAUCGAACACAGUGUGCGGUUUAUUAUUAUUAUAUAUUAUUAUUGAAAUAUUAUACCUAUAUUACAGUAUAUGUACCUUUGAAAAUAAAAUACAUUUUUCAU